Mizuhopecten yessoensis (Yesso scallop) is the source of this 2868-nucleotide messenger RNA. RefSeq names its product recQ-mediated genome instability protein 2-like. The transcript is spliced from 4 exons. Bases 272 to 706 code for a protein of 144 amino acids. The record is from RefSeq and is a predicted model, not a curated record. Gene Ontology annotation, cellular component: nuclear speck; cytosol. Lineage: Eukaryota; Metazoa; Mollusca; Bivalvia; Pectinida; Pectinidae. Gene Ontology annotation, biological process: negative regulation of double-strand break repair via homologous recombination; DNA repair; maintenance of rDNA.
CCGGAAGUUAAAAAUGCUUUUGCGGGAAACACAAACUUUUCCACGGGAUUAGGAGGCAGGCCUUAUCGUGGCUAUUAUAUUAGAGUGACGUAUGAUAACUCUUCGAAAUGUUAACAUUUAAUACGAAAAUCGACCUCUAUUUUGUUUUUUCGAGGAUAUGAUAUAAAUGUUCUAGUUCUGAUAGAUAAUGACCACCUUCAACCACAGCACAGGGACCUCAGAAUUUGUUGAAACACGGACGUAGGACUACGUGAACCUAUAAAAUUUGACAAUGUCAAAGCUCCUUGAUUUACCAUCAAGGAAGGUGUUUAUUAAUGACCUGAGGACCUGCCAGCGAGUCCCAACUCCAUCUGAGGGGUCAGAUCAAGUGAAAAAGAUGAAAACAUUGCAAAUGUACUGCCAUGGACGACAAUUUCAACUGUCUGUGGUCUGGAUACAAGGAACUGUCACAGAGGUUGAUGACGGUAGUGAUGUUGUCCUGAUAGAUGAUGGCACUGGGGCAGCCAAGAUCCUAGGUUGCAGCAAGAUACCAUUCCUUGGGGAGAAGAUUAAGAUUGGUCAAUAUGUGAUGGUGAUUGGGCAGCUGUCAAGUGCCGGGUCCAUACCCCAGCUGCGCGCCAUCAAAGUCCAGAACCUUAGUCAUAUGAUAGAGAUGGACAAAAGCUGGUCUUUGGAGGUCACAGACCAAAUGAUGUUGGUCAGCUGAGGUCUAAAGAUCACAGAGGUCAAGAUGUCAACAAUCAUGAAAUUAUUACAGGAACUGUGGGUCACUGACUAUACAGUUGUAUCAGAAGAGCCCAAAGAUGACUUACAUGGUUUAGUGAGGCCACAGGGGCCUAAGAUCUGUUAUCAUUUCGGCGACCACUUUAUGAACACAUCUGUCAGAGGCCUUAGCUCAUGGACCAUAUAGUUUUGACACAUGUAUAAGUUAACGACUGUAUAUUGUGUCACAGGGACCAAGGAUCACCAACAAUGUAGCUCUCACAAGGAAUUGAGAUGACUUACCAAGUAACUGUGUCAAAAAUGGUAAUGGCCUAAGAUCAGUUACCAAGUAGCUGUGUCACAGAUAUUGGAAGUCACCAACAAUGUAGUUGUCACUGUGAUCAGAUACCACAGGGGCCUCAAAUCAGUGACUAUGUAGCUGUGUCAAAGAAGUCUUGAGAUCGGCCAACAUGCAGUUGUCACAGGGCCCUGAGAUCACCCAAAAUAUAAUUGUCACAGAAGUUCUGAGAUCGGCCACCGUGCAGCUGUCACAGGGGCCUGAGAUCACCAACAAUAAUAAUUGUCACAGAAGUCUUGAGAUCGGCCACCAUGCAGCUGUCACAGGGGCCUGAGAUCAUCCACAAUAUAAUUGUCACAGAAGUCUUGAGAUCGGCCAACAUGCAGUUGUCACAGGGGCCUGAGAUCACCCACCAUAUAAUUGUCACAGGGGUCUUUGAUCACCCACCAUGCAGUCAUUAAAUGGACAUGAUAGUCUACAAUUCUAUGAACUUAUGAAAUAGAAGAAAACACCAAUCAAAGUACUGUUGAAUAACAAUGAGAGGAAUCUGAUCCAUACCAAAUACCAAUUGGCCACUUGUCUAAGUAAUAACAUGAACAGGAGGGUGUCAUGGCAUCAUGUCAGGGACUUUUGUUUCACUUUCAAGCAAUGUACAACCACUUGCGACCAAGGCAUACACGAAAAAACAGCCUCUAAAAUUGCAUUACAUAGGAAAACUAAUUGAGAUCUGAUAUGAACAUAAGGGACUCAGUCUUGUGUAAAAGGAGGGUGUGCCCUCUCUGGCAUAAAAUGGCAAUUCACUUAAAUGAUGGAGGUAAAUCUUUAAAAUCCUACUCCUUCAGUACCUGUUAAGAGUUUUUAGCAAAAUUUAAUCUAAAGCAUCCUUGCUUCAAAAGAACUCUGCCUUAUAUAAACAGAGUGCCCCCCUCUCCCAAAUCAGUCAUACAGUUGUGCUUCUUAAAUCUCCUCACUGUAUUGCCCUAUACAUACAUAGUGUGACACCCAGGGCUGGAGAGGUGGGGCCCCAUUAAAACAAUCGGUCAUACAGUUGUGCUUCUUAAAUCUCCUCACUGUAUUGCCCUAUACAUACAUAGUGGGACUGAAGAGAAAAUGCAUUCAUCUUACCAGGGUUAGCCUUUAGACUUAUUCUUGGGAUAAUAACAUGGAAAGGAAGGGGUUGAUGUGUCAAAUGUUACAUAAAAUAAGGGGUUUUGUUCCUUUUGGUUUUUGGAGGUUGGUCUCAAAAUGGAAAAAGUAUUGGCAAUACACCUUUUAUUUGAUAGUUUGGUGAUUGUAAUGUGAAACGGGAUUAAGAGUAUUUUGCCAUGUCUGAUUGCUUCAACAAACAUGAAUACAGGUCCUCUGGGCCUCUUAUUAGUUUUAAGGCAAUGGCUUUUGUCAAAAAAAGUAUUCCUACAACUAAACAUUUUUUGUUGGGAUACCUGACAAGGCACUACCACUUAUCAUGUUACAUCAUGUUACUUGUAUGAUACUAGUUAAAAUCAAGUUGGGUGACACCAAUAAAAUGAUGCUGACCUCACAAGAAAUAAAAAGCAUUUCUUGAGAGUAUUUGGUUGUCACUUGCAAUACGAAGUCUUUGUCGAUGGUAACACUGAAAUGAUUUUGGACAUCGAAUAUUCUUUCAGUAUGAAGAUAAAGGUAUCUUGGAUAAGAAAAUAUGUCACUUCGAUUAUUUUGUAUUUCUUUUCAGUAUACAGUAUUUUCUAUUUCAACCGAUUCUGAUUCUGACACAGUAUACAUGGAGUGAACUAUAAUUUUACUCCUAGUUACAUGAUUCGUCUCUGUAUCUGUUUAAAAUCAUUUUGUUUGUUAUACAUGUUACUAUUAAAUUAUUUGUAUUGACUUAU